GCUCUUUCAUCGAGAGCCGUCUCAAUUUCAACAAUUUAUUACUUCACUGUUAAAUAAAACAACUAUCAGAUAUAUUUAAUUAAAUAACAACUUAAUUAAUUGAUGUUAUCAUAGAGUAAUUUUAAAAGCACAACUUCAUUUAUAAUUAUUCAUAAUGUCGAGUGACUCAAUUAAAUCGUUUAAUAGUGUAGAAACACCAGGAUUUGUUGGGUUUGCCAAUUUACCUAAUCAAGUUCAUCGAAAGUCUGUUAAAAAAGGGUUUGAAUUUACUCUUAUGGUUGUAGGAGAAUCUGGACUUGGUAAAUCAACAUUAGUCAAUAGUUUAUUUUUAACAGACUUAUAUCCUGAACGUAAUAUUCCAGAUGCUGUUGCUAAAACUAAACAAACUGUGAAAUUAGAUGCUUCAACCGUGGAGAUUGAAGAACGUGGGGUGAAACUACGUUUAACAGUAGUUGAUACACCAGGCUUUGGCGAUGCUAUAGAUAACUCAGAUAAUUUUAGUGCUAUAAUUCAUUAUAUUGAUGAACAAUAUGAAAGAUUUUUAAAAGAUGAAAGUGGACUUAACAGACGACAUAUAAUUGACAAUAGAGUUCAUUGUUGCUUUUACUUUGUAUCACCAUUUGGUCAUGGAUUAAAGCCAUUAGAUAUUGAAUUAAUGAAAAAACUACACAAUAAAGUUAAUAUUGUUCCAGUUAUAGCUAAAUCAGAUGUCCUUACUAAAAAAGAAAUACAAAAACUCAAAUCAAAGAUAUUGCAAGAAAUAGAUGAAAAUGGAAUAAAAAUUUAUCCUUUACCUGAUUGUGACAGUGAUGAAGAUGAAGAUUACAAAGAACAAGUAAAACAAUUGAAGGAAGCUGUACCGUUUGCAGUAUGUGGAGCCAAUCAACUUUUGGAAGUUCGUGGUAAAAAAGUUCGUGGAAGAUUUUAUCCUUGGGGUGUUGUUGAAGUUGAAAAUCCAGAACAUUGUGAUUUUAUUAAAUUACGCACUAUGCUCAUUACUCAUAUGCAAGAUUUGCAAGAGGUUACUCAAGAAGUUCAUUAUGAAAAUUAUCGUUCAGAGCGUUUAGCUAAAGGAAUUCCAGUACCAAAAAGAACAACAUCCCUUCCUGAACAUGAAAGGAAUGCAGGCAGUGAAAAAGAUAGAAUUUUGCAAGAAAAAGAAGCAGAGCUAAAACGUAUGCAAGAUGUCAUUGCUAAAAUGCAAGCUCAAAUUCAGCAACAAACACCAUAAGAUAAACAUUAAAGUCAAUAUAAAGUAACAUUUAAAUUACUAAAGUAUGACUUGACUAUAUGUUUUAAUUUUGAACUGAAUAUAUAAUGUACUAAAUAAUUUUUUUUUCUAAAG
Molecule: messenger RNA, 1345 nt
Organism: Daktulosphaira vitifoliae (grape phylloxera)
Lineage: Eukaryota; Metazoa; Arthropoda; Insecta; Hemiptera; Phylloxeridae
Gene: Septin1
Product: septin-1
Exons: 9
Coding region: 155-1231 (358 amino acids)
Biological process (GO): cytoskeleton-dependent cytokinesis; regulation of exocytosis
Cellular component (GO): septin ring; septin complex; synaptic vesicle
Molecular function (GO): molecular adaptor activity; GTP binding; GTPase activity
Source: RefSeq, a predicted model, not a curated record